AUGGAAUUGUCGCCACCUGUAGAAAUGACGCCAUUAGAAAAUAAUGGCAAACCGAAAGAACAUAAGGGAGAAGACAUACCAUAUGAUAGGAAACAUAAAAAGCAUGGGACAAGAAAGACCGCUAAGCAGUUUUGGAUAUUCAAUAUAUGUUUUUUGCUGGCUUUUGCGCCAUACCUCUCGAUUACGGGCUUACAAAGCAGUAUUAACAUCGAGGAAGGCAUUGGAACACUUUCCUUGGGAGUCGCUUAUGUAUCGUCAAUUUUUGUUGCUAUAUUUAUAACUCCCAUUGCUAUCAGAAGAUUAGGAUCACACCGUGCAAUUGUUAUUGGAGAAUUGGGAUAUUUGAUUUACAUUUUAGCUAACUUUUACCCCAGUAAGUAUUCUCAACCAAGUCCAUAUAUAUAUGCCUAUUUGGUUACAUUUGCUUCUUUCUGUCUUGGGUGUGGUGAGGCCUUGGUGUGGACGGCAUUACCUAUGUAUUUUUGGCAUUUCGGGUAUCAACAUGGGGAGUUUGGAACGAAACCAUUUGAAUCAUAUGUUUUGAAAUAUAAUGGCCUAUUUUACGUGAUGUUUCAAUUGGGUCAGAUUUUUGGCAGUUCCGUCAGCUAUGGCGUAUUAUAUGGAUUCAAAGAUAAAACAAAAGAAAUAUCUACAUCGUACAAUUCAUCCACAGAUCUUUUACAAGAAAACGAAACGGACUUGAAACCUCACCUUCAAUAUCAAUACUGUGGAGCAAACGAUUGUCAAAGUUCCAAUGUUAUCAGCGAAAACAUUGAUAGCUACGUUCCAUCCGACCCAUACUCACUGUAUAUCCUAAUUUCUAUAUUUUGUGCAAUGUCUCUCAGUGGAAUUUGCCUUCAUUUUAAAUUUCUUCCGAGAGCGAAGUCAAAGCCACUAGAAGUUGAAUCUAAUGAUCAAGACUUGUACGAAAAAAAAAUUACUGACGAUGCAAGUGAAAUCAAUAUCCAGUGGAAUAUGCGUGGCUUUCAUAUACGGUGAAAUGAAUCGAGCUUACGUUUCGUGUGUGCUUGGGGUUGAGCAAGUGGGAGCUGUAAUGAUUGUUUACGCAUUUGUCAGCGGCUUUAUGUCAGCAUCAUCGCCAAGAUUAAUCUCCAAAUACGGUAGAAAUAUUGUAAUGAGUAUCGCAUGCUUGAUAGACAUGUCAAACUUUAUAUUCUGUUUGCUGUGGAGGCCACAGGAUGAUACAAAGUACCUUGUCUACUUGGUUUGCGUCUUUUGUGGCCUUUCCAAUGGAACGUGGAAGAAUUGCUGCAUGGAUUUUUACACUCAAUAUUUUCCGCAUAAUCAAGAAAUUUCUUUCACAAUCUGGAAUUUUUGGAUAACGCUUGGAAUAGCCGUUGCAUACUUAUGGAGUCCCCACUUAUGUGUCAGUGUAAAACUUUACAUUGAAAUCGGACUUCUUAUAUUCGCUAUAAUGUUCUAUGUGGGAGCGGAGUAUAUCCAUCAUAAAGAGAAGAAACUUGUUGAAAAAAAGAAGAAUAAUCAACAUUCAAUCACUGCUAACAAUAAAAACAGCUAAAAAUUAGUAUUGAAAUUUUGUUGCAGUCGUCACAUAAACAUUUAAAACAAAUAUCCCGAAGCCGCAAAAACAAAGCUUAAACACUAUACCCUCUUCAGAAACCAGAAAAAUAUUGACAAUUGGGAUAGGCUACGUUGUAUAAAUGUGGGGAGACUGUAGACUAAUAAGAGCAGGGCAGAUUUUGGAAAUGUGUUAAGUUGUAGGCAAGAUUAAAAGUAAAAUUAAAAGAUGACACCGUUCCGACAUAGAGGUUUAAGUAUUUUUCUAAAGCUACAAUUACAACAAAACAACAUACCGUAGGUAGUAAAUAUAAAAAAUUUGGUCAAAUACUGCAAGUCUGCAAUUCAAAAUAAUAUGAAGUGAAUUGAAACAACUUAAAAGCAAAUAGGUACGCAUUUUCAUGACUGCGCUAAAUGAUAGAACUAAACUUUGUUAGAGGCAUGGCUGUGGA
Molecule: messenger RNA, 1991 nt
Organism: Styela clava
Lineage: Eukaryota; Metazoa; Chordata; Ascidiacea; Stolidobranchia; Styelidae
Source: RefSeq, a predicted model, not a curated record